Molecule: messenger RNA, 2788 nt
Organism: Boleophthalmus pectinirostris (great blue-spotted mudskipper)
Lineage: Eukaryota; Metazoa; Chordata; Actinopteri; Gobiiformes; Gobiidae
Gene: npas4l
Product: neuronal PAS domain protein 4 like
Exons: 9
Coding region: 1-2190 (729 amino acids)
Biological process (GO): regulation of transcription by RNA polymerase II
Molecular function (GO): RNA polymerase II transcription regulatory region sequence-specific DNA binding; protein dimerization activity; DNA-binding transcription factor activity, RNA polymerase II-specific
Source: RefSeq, a predicted model, not a curated record
AUGACUCUUUGGUGUAACGCGUGCCAGUGUUACGUCAGGACGCCGUGUACGUCGCACCACCUGAGCGAGGACCAGCGAUCUUCAGCUUUCUGCAGGAGGUUCAGAUCAACCAAAGGAGCAUCUAAAGCCAGAAGGGACCAAAUCAACAAUGAAAUCAGGAACAUGCGCGCUCUUUUACCAAUCACAUCCGACGACCAGGACCGCCUCUCCUACUUACACUCCAUGGCAGCUAUUUGUACCUACAUUAAGAAGUCAGUGCUUUUUCGAGGAUUGGCGUCGAAGGAGGAAUCAAAAUGUUCCCUUUCUUGUGAGGCCUUUUUGCAAGCGCUUCACGGCUUCGUCUUGGUCACCACGGCCCAGGGGAGGCUGGUCUGCGUGUCCGAAAACGUGGUGGAAUAUUUGGGGAUUUCUAUGGUGGACCUUCUUCAGGGAGACUCUCUGUUUGACAUGGUGGAGCGCUCAGACAUUGAUGUUGUGAAAUCAAAUCUGGACUUCGACAGCAAAUCUUCACCAGAGAGGAGUUUUGUUUGUUCGAUGCAAACCUCCAAAGCCUUCAAGCUCCAAAAUGGCGGCUGCGGUUCGAUGCUGGUACAGGGCAGUUUCCUCUACUUCCCUCUCCCCUCUGGAGUGCCCUCUUCCUCUUCUCGUCCAGUCACGGAGCCCCUGUUCGUGGCCCUCUGCACCCCCACAGUGGACCGCCUCAGGACUGACAACUCCCAGUUCUGCCAUUCAUUUAACACCCUCCACAGACUGGACAUGAGCUUCAACCAAGUGUCAGACAGUGUUUUGUAUUAUCUUGGUUACUCAUCCGAAGAAUUAGCAACCAGAUCAUGGUACAGCCUCAUGCAUCCUGAAGAUCUUUCUCUGAGUGCAGAAUGCCAUAAAACUUUAGUGCAGGCAGAUGAUGGUUCUCAGCUGCAGAUGGUGCUUAGACUCCAGUGUAAAGACCUGUCCUGGGUCUGGAUCUAUAUCAGAGCUAACAAGGAGCCUCAGAGCAUCAGCUGCACUAACUACAUCAUCAGUGAGACAGAGGCAAGGUUCCUCCAACAGAAAAUCAGCAAUGAAGUUUCUGGACCAUCAGAUUCCACUGCACAGCCAACAACUUCAAAUCACAAAACGAGUAAAUGUUUAAAGAGGCAGCGGACAUGCAGUAGCCAAGGAGACGAGCCCUGCGCCAGAAGGAGGAGACGAGACUCGUGGAUAGACCAAACUUUUGUUCCGUGCGAUUUGAAGCAAGAAGACUGCUCCCCCGGUCCUAAAUGUGACCCUAACAUGUUCACUCCUCCAUACACCCCCAGCUCCUCUAGCUCCUCCUUCAGUCAUGAGUUCCUAAUGGAUGUCUUCUCUUCCCCUGAAGCAUCUCCAUCUUAUUUCACCUUCCCACCAGCGCCCCCUAUGUGCGGGCAAUCGCCAUCUCAGUCGCCCCAGUCCUUAUCUCCAGUACAACCAUUAGACCACGCUUCUUUGAGUUCUCUGCCUGCCCCGUCCCCCCUCUCGUCCUCUUCUCUGUCCCCCUCCUAUGACGACUUCGCAGCUUGUACAUCUGACGCCCGAUUGGUUCCAGAUUGCCUCUCUGUGUCAUGUGAAAGCCCACUGGAGUGUACCCUGCAUCAGGAUGACUACAGCCUGUCAGAGCAACCACAAGGGGGCAGCGUUGUCCAGCAUGUUCCGGAUCAUGCUUUACCCAUACAUCCAAAUCUGCUCACUCCAAGCCAGUCGCCAACUUCCCAAGGGACUUUUGAGUACAGUGAGAGGGAGAGAGAGGAGAUAAGUAUACUGGCUCAGCAGAUAUCCUCCUUGGCGAACAGCUUUGAUAUGUUUCGCACUUUGAGCCCCAUUCAAAACACCCAAAUGUCAAUUGUGAGCACUCAACUGUCACCUUGUACUUUCCCUCACCUCACUAAUCACUCCUCUGGGUUUAAAUCUGAGCCCGUCCUGGAUGACUGUAUAUUUGACAGCAUCUUAAACGAUUUGGAUUUGGUCACCAUGAAGAACAAUAGUAGGAGUAUGUCUUGUCAAAUGCAGCAGCCCUUCACACCCCUGGAUGCUUCCACGGACAUGAGAGAGCCUGCAGAUCAGCUCACACCAGGCAGAAUAAACAUGGAUCAAAACAAUGGGUUGCAUCAACUCAACCACUACAUCCUCAGUAGCCUUCAGCAAGAUGGACUGACUGAAGAAAACCUGUACUGAACUAAGUCUGUGACUUGCUCUAUACCAGUUGUAUGGCAUAUUGCCGUGUUUACCUUCCUUUGCUGGAUUCAAAGUUACUGUAUAUGAAGGACACUUUUGCUUUGUGGUUUGAACUCUGAAUGACUUCUCUGUGAAAGAAGCAGAUUCAGGGCUUUGUUUUAGCUGCAGCUUUAUCUUAAUUUCUUAGGUUUGCUGUCAUCUUUGUUGCUGAUGAUGUCUUGUUAAACUGCUUUAAAAUGGUACUUUUAAGAAACAGUUUUGACAACACUUGUAAGUUGAAAAGAGAGCGUAUUUUUCUUGUUCGAACCAUUUACAAUUGAGCACUUUAUCAAUGUCAAACCCUUUUUAAUAAUAAUAAUAAUGAGGCACCAGAACGAUUAUUCACAGAUUUUUUAGUCGUACGGCAACAGUAUUAGUCAAUUUAGGUGCCUUAAAAAGCUUUGGUUCAAAGCAACCUUAAUUUGAUGAAGAAAAAAAAAAGAUUUGUUUUUGUAUUUGCGUUUUAUGAAGGAGCUUGGUGAAAAAAUUGAGCCAAAUAACUACCUCAUUGAAAAUCAUUCCACUGAAAUCACUGAACAAUGUAUUUAUUGACAAACAC